Messenger RNA from Leptosia nina, 1491 nucleotides. Lineage: Eukaryota; Metazoa; Arthropoda; Insecta; Lepidoptera; Pieridae. The record is from the annotation of a GenBank genome assembly.
AUGUCGUUCCUAGUUGGUGCUAUACUGUGCUUAAUAUUCGUAUUUGUACCCAUUCGGGCACAAUAUACGGUCCCAGAAGUUACGAUACAGGGAUUAAAUCCAAAAGGAAUUCGUGUAUUUUUACCAGAUAGCAGUGAUAAUUUCCCCCUUACCUCGUUCCUUUUUGAUGGCCUGCUUUACAAAGAAAAUGCGAAGACCAUUGCAAAAGAAAACCUUGUUGGACGUAUUUGGGGUUUCGGGGCGAAGCAGGCACUCGGUGGUUGGCUCUUCGAAGAUCCUUUUGUUGAAUUAAAGUUGAACCAAGUGAUACACUACCAUGUGUUUGUGUCGACGGGAUUCGGCGAUGUUGGAAGACCGAACAGCGACGGAAUUUCGAAUUUCACCUUGCCUGGUUAUUGUGUAAUGAAUCGAGUUUACGUUGUUAACUCCCUGGUGGAUCCAAAUGCUCGCGGUCCCCAAUGCGGUGAGACGGCUACGAAGGUCAGGGGUAGGGAAGUGUGCGCUGGCGAGACGAUAUUUGAAGAUAACUUUGAUACCUUUCGUGACGACAAGUGGCAAAUUGCACACUAUAUACCAAUUGAUCAUCCGGAACAUCCAUUCGUAUCUUAUCAGCGCUUACAAGUAAACCCAACGGUGACGGUUGAGAAUGGAACUCUUCGAAUAUCGCCCAAAUUGCAACAGGACCUCUUCCAGAAGCAGAAUAAGUCAAUUUUAUCAGGAACUCUGGAUCUUACCAGUGGUUGCACUGAACUAAGAACCUGUGCCAUGUCGUCCAUCGGGGUGGAUAUUGUACCACCCAUAGUCAGCGGCCGUGUCACCAGCGCGAGGUUUGCCUUCACCUAUGGAACCAUACACGUGCGAGCGAAGCUUCCUCAGGGCGAUUGGUUGUAUCCUGAAAUACUCUUGGAACCACUCUCGAAGAAGUAUGGUAGUUUGAACUACGCUUCCGGUGUCUUGAAGGUAGCGAUGGUGAGAGGAAAUACAGACGUCAAUACGGAGCGAUACAGUAAUAAUUGGCUCGUAGGUGGUCCCAUAAUUAAUUCAAGAUGUAGAAGCGCACUCGAGUUUUAUCACAAGAAGAUUGAGGGUGACAGUUUGUGGGGGGACGACUUUCACAUCUACUCACUAAAAUGGAGUCCAGAAGAAAUAGUCUUGUCUGUGGAUGGAGAAGAAUGGGGUCGGUACACACCUGGAGCAACUGGACUUAGAUCCUGGUUACCUGCUUCUUGUCGUGGUGAUUGGUUCGAAUUGCUUAAUAACGGCGGUAUUAUGGCACCUUUUGACGAUCACUUCUACAUAACACUGGGUGUCGCUGUUGGUGGUAUCGUAGAGUUUGCUGAUGGCCUAACCACAGGCGAACAAAUCCCUAAACCGUGGAGAAACAGAGGUAGAAAGGCCGGCUUCUCCUUCUGGCAGGAUAAGGAGAAUUGGUACCCAACCUGGACUCAACCGGAUUUAUUGGUUGACUAUGUGAAAGUUGUAGCUUUGUAA